Molecule: messenger RNA, 378 nt
Organism: Zychaea mexicana
Lineage: Eukaryota; Fungi; Mucoromycota; Mucoromycetes; Mucorales; Lichtheimiaceae
Exons: 1
Coding region: 90-338 (82 amino acids)
Source: RefSeq, a predicted model, not a curated record
AAAGGUGGCGGGUUGCAAAAAAAAAAAAGAAAAAAAAAGACACGCCUUUUUUGUCCCCUUUUUUGUUCAUUUUGUUUCUUGUUUACAAAAUGAUCACACUUGGGCAAGCGUCAUGCUUGGUGCUCGACAUGGUGCCUACUGACGAAAACAGGAAAAAGGCCGUUGACAUCAUGGCAGCGUCACCAUUUGGAGUGACUUAUACAAGUACCAAAGGCCAUUUUGAACCUUUUGCAUUAGCCAAAACAAUCAUCGCGAAAAAUCCAUACAAGUACAAAGUUUACCCAGCAACACCUCCAACAAGUCCAGAACAAUCUGAUACAGAGAACAGCGGUAAGUGAAGGUGUAGUUCAUAUAUACCGCUAUACUCGCACGGAUAAA